This is a messenger RNA of Plenodomus lingam JN3, 132 nucleotides long. The record is from RefSeq and is a predicted model, not a curated record. NCBI's taxonomy places the organism in Eukaryota, Fungi, Ascomycota, Dothideomycetes, Pleosporales, Leptosphaeriaceae.
AUGACUUCAGAAGAAGGAUGGCUCUACUCUAGUACACAGUCCUUGCUUGCCCUUCUAGCGCGUCCGAUGAUGCCGAUGCCGAUGCGCCAUGGUGCCCGCCCCUCCAUCAUAACGCCAUCACUAGUAGAGUAG